CCAGCGAGUGUUGUAGUGAGAGUGGUUGAAUUUCGAUCUCUCAAUUUUUCUCUAGCGCUCCCUGCUCUCCCUUUGUCAUUCUAGCUGCCUGCUGCCUCCGCAGCGUCCCUCUAGCUCUCCCAGUGCUAACUGCCAGCGCAAAGCAGAAGGAUUAGUUGGGACCUGCCUUGGUGACCCCAUGGCAUCCCCCAGAACCGUAACUAUCGUAGCCCUCUCAGUGGCUCUUGGACUCUUCUUUGUUUUCAUGGGGACUAUCAAGUUGACCCCGAGGCUCAGCAAGGAUGCCUACAGUGAGAUGAAACGUGCUUACAAGAGCUAUGUCAGAGCCCUUCCUCUGCUGAAGAAAAUGGGCAUUAAUUCCAUUCUCCUCCGAAAAAGUAUUGGUACCCUUGAAGUAGCCUGCGGCAUCAUCAUGACCCUUGUUCCUGGACGCCUCAAAGAUGUGGCCAACUUCUGCCUACUCUUUCUGGUGCUGGCUGUGCUCUUCUUCCACCAGCUGGUCGGUGAUCCUCUCAAGCGCUAUGCCCAUGCUCUGGUGUUUGGAAUUCUACUCACCUGCCGCUUGCUGAUUGCCCGAAAGCCUGAAGAUUGGUCUUCUGAGAAGAAGCCUUCACCAAGGAAUGCUGAGGAACAACCCUCCUUAUAUGAGAAGGCCCCUCAGGGCAAAGUGAAGGUGUCAUAGGAAAGUGGAAGUGCAAACUGCGGACCUUCCAGGUAGUUGCCUGUGUGACACCUGGGAAGAUGUCAGUGUGUGUUUUUAAUUUGAUUUAUUUAUCUUGGGGGUAAAAGGGAAAGUGUAAUCUGCAAUUUAAUUGGCUUAUAUACAUCUAUACCCCAAAACAACCUCCCCACAUUGACAUUUGUGAACCACCUUUAAUCACCCUGGGGCAACACUCACAUCUUGCUACAUGUACACGUAUAUGGCUACUAUUGAAGUGUAUUUGUGAGAUGGACUCCAGCAAGCAUGUGACCGUGAGACUAUGUGUGGGAAAAACACAUACCUACUGUAUGUGUGUAUGCACACAUAUGUCUAGAAGGCGCUCAUCCAUCUUGAACUAAUCCUGCACAGGUAUCCUUCCUUUUAUAAACUGAUUCCAGGCAAGGUAGAAUAAAAUAAACCUGUAAAGAGAAUCCUACUUUUGGUAUAAAACAAAUUACCUAUUUACAUGUGGGGAAGAAUUACUCUCUAGAUGAAGCUGAAAACUUAAAUUCACCACUUCAGGAAAGAAACUCUUUGACUUGAAACCCUGAGUUAUGUGUAAAAUUAGCCUCUAUUUCAACAGUUAAAUUUUCAACAUUCAGUGUAGAGUAUAAUUAAAACAAGGAAUUCACCAGGCAUGAUGGCACAAGCCUUUAAUUCCAAUCCCUGCCUCUGGGAGGCAGGACUGCAAGUUUGAGUCCAACCUGAACAACCUGGUGACUUAGUGAGACCAGUUCAAAAUAAAAACAUUAAAAAGGGCUGAUAAUGAAGCUCACUGUGAAGGCCCUGGGUUCAAUCCCCAGCAUCAAAAUUAAAUUAAAUUUAAUUUAAUUUAAAAUUUAAUUUAAUUUAAAUUUAAUUUAAAAUUUAAUUUAAUUUAAAUUUAAUUUAAAAAGAUAUUCAUGCAGCUAGUCUAAUUCUUAGUGAUAAAAUAGAAAGUUUCACCUCAUUUGUGUCUGAGCCCAACCUACUCAGCAUUUUUAUUAAUACAGGUUUGAAAUGGAAACAGUGGAUGUGUUACCAAACAUCUUCAGAUUUUCUGAAGGCUAAGACUGUCUCAGUUGCAUUAUUCUCAGUAGCAAACCAGGAUUUGGCAGCUGAUCCACUGUUGUGGUUGAGGGAGCAGAGGUUGGUCCUGUUAGAAGUCUGAAUCUCAAACACUAGCUGGUCUCUGAAACCAUCCGCAAUUUGACAGAUGUGCUGUAUCCAGUGUUUUCCUGCCAAACAGAUUCGCUACUCCUAUUAUUUGCUGAAGUUUGCUAGUGUAAGCAGAGUCCAAAUCACUCCCGUAGUUGUCUCUGCUCCACCUUUUUAUCAUUCCCACGUGUGGAGUUUAGCUGGGGGAAGGAGAUUUGACAUGGGUUAGUUGGAUUGAGAAGUAUGGACAUUUGUUUUUUUCAUUACAUACUGCUAUUUCUCCUUGUUAAAUAUGCUUUGAUGGUUUUUAAAUUAUUGUGCUAGGGAUGGGGGAAAGAGCAGGGGGCUAUGUGUGGGGAGAGUACCUAUUAUUGUAUUUUCUUUAGUGUGAUUGUUCCUGGUAAUUGAUAUUUCUCUCGUUCUUUCAAAAUAAAUUUUUUUGAAAUUUGAA
Molecule: messenger RNA, 2288 nt
Organism: Heterocephalus glaber (naked mole-rat)
Lineage: Eukaryota; Metazoa; Chordata; Mammalia; Rodentia; Bathyergidae
Gene: Tmem35a
Product: transmembrane protein 35A
Biological process (GO): chaperone-mediated protein complex assembly; positive regulation of protein localization to cell surface
Cellular component (GO): endoplasmic reticulum
Molecular function (GO): acetylcholine receptor regulator activity
Source: RefSeq, a predicted model, not a curated record